Messenger RNA from Daphnia magna, 508 nucleotides. RefSeq lists its product as uncharacterized. Lineage: Eukaryota; Metazoa; Arthropoda; Branchiopoda; Diplostraca; Daphniidae. Bases 127 to 399 code for a protein of 90 amino acids. The transcript has 3 exons. The record is from RefSeq and is a predicted model, not a curated record.
UUAAAAUUCGUCGAUCCGGCAACGUUGUUGGAAUUUGGCCCGUUGCCAAAAAGCAGUAGUCGCGACCAAGAAUUCUUAGAUUUCGCUACGUGACUUGAUUGUCUCGUCCGUCUAUCUUGUCCCAAAAUGCGCCAAUUCGCCAAACUUAUCACCCAAACCGGCCGAUUGACGACUCAGCAAACCCGUAAUGGCUCAUAUGUUUCAUCGAUUAAAACCGCAACUUUAAAUGAGAUGCCAGUACCUAGUGGAUCAUGGGCUGAGCAUAAUGCUGCAAAGCAGAAAUCCUAUAAUUUACAUCUAGUGGCUGGAGUAGCAAUUACCAUUGUCACCAUUUUUGCUGGCAUUCAAACUGACGCGUUUUAUCUGAACUGGGGUCCUGAGUUGAAGAACAAAAAGUGAACCAAGCCAGUUGAAGUAUCCUGUAAAUGACCAUAAGACUACGUAGAAAAAAGUUGUUCCUCAGUGUCUCAAAUAAAGAGCUAAACUAAUAAAGUAUGUGUCAUACUCA